AGGAGUGCCUGCUCCCCCCGCCGCCGCCGCCUGCCUCGGCGCCCGGCGACGACAUGCCUCCCUUCGCGUGGCCCAGGACGGUGCAGGAGAUCGAGUCGAUGGUCGAGAAGGUGGUCACGGACGCCAAGGCGAACUUGGACGCCGUAGCCGCCCUCCCCGAGAGCGAACUCACGUUCGAAAAGGUGAUCAGGCCGCUGAUGGAGGCCCCCAACUUCAAGACGAACCCGCUCGUAUGCCAGGCCAAGCACCUGCAGCAUUGCUCCACUGACGCGUCGUUGCGCGAGGCGGCGAGCAAGGCCGCGACAGCGUUCGCAGCCUGCAAGAAGGACCCGAGGAGGCCAGGUGUGCACCUGUUCUGCGUCGGAAGGCGCCUGCCGGCAGAGGUGGCACGGCUCCGGCGCCUCGGCAGGAGGGGAAGACGCGCGCCGACGUUUACGCGCAGGUGAAGGCGUUUGCGGCCACCCCCGAGGCAAAGGCGUUGCCGCCGUACGAGGCGCACUUCGUGAGCGCGAUCCGAUGGGCCGAUUGCCCACCACCACUGCCAUAGGUAGGAGGAGGAGG
Messenger RNA from Prorocentrum cordatum, 561 nucleotides. NCBI's taxonomy places the organism in Eukaryota, Dinophyceae, Prorocentrales, Prorocentraceae. The record is from the annotation of a GenBank genome assembly.